CGUUCAAUCACUACGGAUAUAUCAUCAAGAACAAUUACUAUAAGGAGUUUGGCCAACUUAAAAUUGAUAAUGACCACUUUCUGACAACGACAGGAACCGUGGCAACCAUCGGUGUAUCCGUGGCCAGGCUGUUUUGGGGUAUUGCCACCGACGUUUUUGGAACAAAGGGGACACUAAUCAUGUUCAUGGCCAGCACGACGGUCAUCUCAUCGUUGUACUUCUUCAGCCUGUCCAGCCCUGGCCUCUACAUGUUCGCCGUCAUCGCCAUCUCCGCGGCCUUCACUGGGGCCUUUAUACUCAUCCCCCUGGCCGCUCUCAGGUGUUUCGGCGAGAAGCACUACGCCAUCAAUUACGGCCUGAUCCUCUCUUCACAGAUUGUUCUCAACCUGAUCUCACCGCCAGUCAUUCGUGCCAUUUUACUUCAUUUCGACUGGUUUUGGCUGUUCCUCAGUAUCGGUAUACUUAACGGUUUGG
This is a messenger RNA of Candidula unifasciata, 474 nucleotides long. The record is from the annotation of a GenBank genome assembly. NCBI's taxonomy places the organism in Eukaryota, Metazoa, Mollusca, Gastropoda, Stylommatophora, Geomitridae.